AUGUUCAGUCCCAGUGUUCUGUUCAAGGCCCCCGAGGUCAAUCCUAUCAACCACAAGGCUCGCUCCAUUCCCUUCUUCAAUGUCGUCAACAUGUACGGACGAGUCUUCUUCUUCAGUUGGUUUGGUUUCUUCGUGGCCUUCUGGUCGUGGUAUGCUUUCCCUCCACUUCUGAAAGACACCAUCGGCAAAGACCUUCAACUGACAAAGACCGACAUUGCCAAUUCCAACAUUAUCGCUCUUUGCGCAACCUUGCUGGUUCGGCUCAUCUGUGGCCCAGCAUGUGAUCGCUUUGGCCCACGCUGGACCUUUGCAGGUACUCUGGUCAUUGGCGCUAUUCCCACGUUCCUCGCUGGGACCUGCUAUACCAAGUCGCAGCUUUUUGCUUGCCGCUUCUUCGUCGGCAUUCUCGGUGGCUCUUUUGUGCCGUGUCAAGUCUGGUCGACCGGCUUCUUUGACAAGAACGUGGUCGGCACAGCCAAUGCAAUCAUCGCAGGCUUCGGCAACGCAGGUGGAGGAGUUACCUACUUCUUGAUGCCGACUAUAUACGACUCGCUCGUCGAAGACCAGGGCUACAGCCCGCACGUCGCUUGGCGUAUCACUUUCAUCGUGCCCGGCGUCAUAAUCCUCACUGUGGCUGCGGGCCUGUUCUUCCUUUGCGAUGAUACGCCGACCGGCGCCUGGACAGACCGUCAUCUCGUUGCACAAAGCAAUCUCGUUGCCCACGGCAUCAAUGCCUCUAUUGUCGACGCCCCAGCCGGCAUCAAAGCCACAAGCCACGACUCCGGUACCGCGUCUCCUGACGACAUGGAGAAGGGCACACCGCGCAAGCUCUCCGCCCACGCCGACCACGAGGCGAGCCUCACGGAGCAGCAAAUGAUCGACACGGCGCGCGGCGAGAUCAUCCAGCCGCCCACCUGGACACAAAUGAUCCGCGUCAUGUUCCAGCCACAAACCCUUGUCCUCGCCUUCUGCUACUUCAACAGCUUCGGCGCCGAGUUGGCCAUCAACUCGGUGCUUGGCGCAUACUACCAGCACAACUUCCCCAGCCUGGGCCAGACGCAUUCAGGUCAGUGGGCCGCCAUGUUCGGCCUGCUCAACGUUGUGACGCGCCCGCUUGGCGGCAUCAUCGCCGACAUCCUCUACCGCCACACGCACAGCCUGUGGGUGAAGAAGUUCUGGAUCCACUUCUUGGGCAUCGUGGCGGCCGCCUUCCUCGUCGCUAUUGGCGUCCUCGAUACCCACAAUCAGAGCACCAUGUUCGGCCUCAUCGCGGCGAUGGCGGUGUUUCUCGAGGCCGGCAACGGUGCCAAUUUUGCGCUCGUUCCGCAUGUCAACAGCCAGGCCAAUGGCAUCGUCAGCGGCAUGACCGGCGCGACGGGCAACGCGGGAGGAAUCAUCUUUGCCGUCAUCUUCCGCUUCGUGGGCACAACGGGCAAGAGUUUCUGGAUCGUUGGUGUCAUUGGGGCUGCUAUCAAUUUGGCGUGUAUGCCGAUUCGGCCUGUGAGCAAGAAGCAGAUUGGUGGGCAGUAG
Cyphellophora europaea CBS 101466 is the source of this 1530-nucleotide messenger RNA. RefSeq lists its product as uncharacterized. The transcript is spliced from 2 exons. Gene Ontology annotation, cellular component: membrane. Gene Ontology annotation, molecular function: nitrate transmembrane transporter activity; nitrite transmembrane transporter activity. Gene Ontology annotation, biological process: nitrate transmembrane transport; nitrite transport. NCBI's taxonomy places the organism in Eukaryota, Fungi, Ascomycota, Eurotiomycetes, Chaetothyriales, Cyphellophoraceae. The coding region runs from base 1 to 1530 and encodes 509 amino acids. The record is from RefSeq and is a predicted model, not a curated record.